Messenger RNA from Apis laboriosa (Himalayan honeybee), 1361 nucleotides. RefSeq names its product F-box/LRR-repeat protein 3-like. Gene Ontology annotation, biological process: SCF-dependent proteasomal ubiquitin-dependent protein catabolic process. Gene Ontology annotation, cellular component: SCF ubiquitin ligase complex. Lineage: Eukaryota; Metazoa; Arthropoda; Insecta; Hymenoptera; Apidae. Bases 413 to 1240 code for a protein of 275 amino acids. The transcript has 6 exons. The record is from RefSeq and is a predicted model, not a curated record.
ACAGCAGUGUUGGCGCGUCAGAAACAUUAUAGCAAGCACAGUAUUGAGACCAAAUCAAGUUUGCACGAACUUAUAAUGAAAAAUAUUUAUUAAAAUAGAAAAUCCGUGUUUGAUUUCGAAAGUGACAUAUGAAAUAAGAUUUUUCAACAAUAGAAAUAAGGAUAGUAAAUUAAAAAAAUAUAAAGUGUUAUUUCGUUUCGAUCUGCAAUAAAAUGAAUAGCGUUUAAUAACUGUGAAUAAUCAUUGAGCAGUGAUUCAGAAAGAAGAAACAUAUAAUGACGAAUUGAAUGCUAACAGCGGACUACUGCAGAAGUAAAUGGAUUUCACUUUUAAAGAACACAAAUUAUCUUAUCCUCAAAAAGCUUUUACCGUUUUUGAGACACGUAAAAUUUAAUCGUAACCGGGAUAAUAGAUGUUGGCAUUAAUGAAUACUGCAAAACUUGACUUUUUGGAUAUCGCCAAUGAUAAAUUUAAAACCAUUAUGAAAAUAUCAAACAAUGACUCGAUUGAACAAAAGAAAAAUCGUGCUGAAAGUGAUGAGGAUUCUUCGAAAACUUUACAACUUUUACGUAUUAAAGGAUUUCCCCGAUUGUUACCUGAAGGAAUUGAAGCAUUAGUUAAUUACUGCUGUUAUCUGCAAGAAUUAUCAUUGUCUUAUUCAUUGCUUAGUGACGAAUUACUAUUAGCUUUGAGUUCCGAAAAACAAGUGCAAUUGGAAACUCUACGAUUGGAAGUACAUCCAGAAACAAAACCACUUCCACGAGUGAGCGAUAAAGCUUGGUUUUCAUUUUCCAAUCAUUUACCGAAUAUAAAUCUUGUGUUAUUAUCUUAUAUGACGAAUGAAGAUGAUCAAAGUCCGUUAUUCGCACCGUAUGUUCCUAUAACGCACUUGUAUUUUGGAGAAACUCCAUCGGAAACAAUGAUACUACAUAUCGGAUAUCAAUGCCCCCGUUUGGUUGAACUAGUGAUUGCAGCUUAUGGUUCCGGUUUACUUGAUCGUGCAUUACUCUUUGUCGCUGAACAUUGUCCACGUUUAAGUGCUGUGGCUUUGGGUGAUUGUGAAAUCACUUGCUCAGGAUUAUUGGAAUUUGUUACACUCUGUGCAAAACGUUUGCAAAUACUGUAUAUUUGGGAAACAUCAUUAAUAGAAGAUUCUGAACUAGACAUCACAACACUAUCGAAGAAUGUAUCAUUGCUUCUUGGUCGUACUUGGGUACCUGAAUACAUACCACUAUGUUGAAAUUUUAAAAAAUGAUGUAAGCAAUUAAAAUAAUAAUUGAUGGUAAUUUGCGCAUAUAUUAAAAAUAUUUGCAUAAGUGAUUAAACUUUACGAAUAUAUGUAUAUUAUUUAUCUUCUGCCA